Beauveria bassiana ARSEF 2860 is the source of this 2940-nucleotide messenger RNA. Its product is annotated as cyclic nucleotide-binding domain-containing protein. Gene Ontology annotation, molecular function: protein-containing complex binding; protein binding. Lineage: Eukaryota; Fungi; Ascomycota; Sordariomycetes; Hypocreales; Cordycipitaceae. The coding region runs from base 1 to 2940 and encodes 979 amino acids. The record is from RefSeq and is a predicted model, not a curated record. The transcript has a single exon.
AUGCGACGAAAUCGCUCGUCCGGUUCGUCCUCGCCAUUUCGAGCCUUGGCUCACCAUCAGCCUCAAACUGCGCCAGGCGAUCCCUCCUCCCUCAUCCGUUCCUUCAAUGUCGAGACAAACCCAGCACGGCCCAUACGGCCCUCGCCCCUCACGGCAUCCACCAUCCGCGACAUGCCCCUCGACUUGGUUGAUCGCCUGCGCUCAUUUCCACUCUUUCAAUCUGCACCCGAAGAUUUCCUCGUUGAAAUUGGCAACCACUUGAAACCUCAGGUUCAAGCUGCAAAUGACCACGUCGUCAACGAAGGAGACGACGCAAAGGCCAUGUACUGGCUCGUCCGCGGGGUCGUCGCCGUUACCUCGCGCGAUGGCGAGGCAGUUUAUGCUGAACUCAAAUCCGGCGCCUUCUUUGGCGAAAUUGGCGUUCUCAUGGACGUUCCCAGAACAGCUACCAUUGUCGCCAGGACAAAGUGCCUGCUUCUCAUAUUGAAAAAGGAGGAUCUGCAAACCAUCAUGCCCAAGUUCCCGCAGAUGGAGCAAGCUAUCCGCGAAGAAGCCCAGGAGCGCCUAACUUUGUUGAAGAAGAAGCGACAAGAAGGCAAGUUCUUAUCAAAUUCUCACACUGGCGAUGUCGGUGCACGCACGGCGGGCCCAGGCGAAGUCUCGCGAGGUGACAGUGGCGUUCUCAAAGAUGGUGCCGUUGUCAACUCCAAAAAGCGCAAAUCUCCCAGUCCAGGUAUCAUUGAAGACCCGGCCGUCGGGAGUGCCAUUGGUAGCGGAUAUGUCAAUAUUCGUCACACUCUGCGUGAACUCCCACUCUUUUCUAACCUUCCUCCCGAAAUCCUCCAUUUUCUCGGUCUCAGUGCCCAACCCAAAAUGUAUCCGCCGUUUAGGGAUAUUGUUGAGCAAGGAACUUCCGGUAGCGAGAUCUUCUUCAUCGUUCAAGGAGAGGCAGAAGUUAUUCACCACUCUGCCAAAGACUCAUCGAACAAGAGCAUGCGUAUUCCCAAGCGACCCCGGCUCAGGGCAGGUCAAUACUUUGGCGAGGUUUCCAGCCUAGGUCUCUCGCGAGAAAGAACCGCCACUGUGCGAUCAAUUACUACAGUGGAAUGCUUGAUGAUCCCAGGCAACACAUUGGAUGAGCUGUGGCGCCGAUGCCCCGCACAUGUAAGGGCGCAGGUCGAACAAACAGCCCGAACGAGAUUGAGCGGGAAAGGAGACGAUAUUGACAUGACUGACGCUGACGAUGAGCUUCGCCCAACCCACUCCGCCCCCCCUACGCCACCUACGCCUUCAAAGUCACAACCGUCACACCUCACGUUGACAAAUCCAUCCCAGGUGGCCUCACCCAGCAAAGACGAUCUCGAUCGCAUGGAGCCCAAGGACCCAGAUCCCUUCUUGAGCGUCAACAUGGAAAAUAUGCGCAACAGAAGAAGGCACUCUUUGGCACCGCCUGUUCCACCACCCGAUCACUCUAGCAGGUUGAACAGCGGUCUCCCUUCGCCAGACGGAACUACCCUCAAAAUUGCCUUUUCACAGACCUCACUCGAUUCUGAUGUGCCUGCAAAGCGUGCAAGAAGAGGUUCACGCCCGACACCGGGUUCAACAGGCCCCGUGCUCUCUGACGCCAUUCUAGUCCGCAUAUUUGCGUACUUUGACGUUGUUCAACUGCUUAGACUUCGCAUUGUAAACAGCCAGUGGCAGCGGAUCAUUACGACGCAUCAGGAUGUAUGCAGAAAUGUGGACUUGUGCAGUUACAACCGGCACGUCACGGACCAAGUUCUUACGCAAGUUUUGGCACCUUUUAUUGGCACCAGAGCCAGGACGGUUGACCUCAGCAAUUGCUUCCACAUUAGUGAUGCUGGGUUUUCAGCUCUGUGGAAAAGUUGCGGAAAAAAUGUGCGCUCCUGGAAGAUGCGAUCAGUAUGGGAUGUAUCAGCCAGCCAGAUCUUGGAUAUGAGCGAGAACGCCAAGGAGCUGCAGGAAGUGGACUGGAGCAACUGUCGCAAAGUCGGCGAUAACCUUUUGGGGCGUGUGGUUGGCUGGGUGGUUCCGGAGCAUUCACCAACAGUGCAGAAGAGGGUGGUGACACAUUCGAGCAAGAAGCCGAGGCCACGCCAUCAUGCUGAAACGGUCAACGAGAACCCUCCUCCGCCAGGUACCGUGAUUGGGUGCCCCAAGCUUGACACAUUGAACCUGUCUUACUGUAAACAUAUUACUGACCGAUCGAUGGCACACCUGGCUGCACACGCCUCGGACCGGAUACGUUCACUUUCACUCACACGAUGUACAUCCAUUACAGACGCGGGAUUUCAGUCUUGGGCGCAGUACAAGUUUGAAAAAUUGACGCAUCUCUGCCUGGCCGAUUGUACAUAUUUGUCCGAUCAUGCAGUUGUUGCGCUGGUCAAUGCCGCCAAGAGCCUGACACACCUUGAUCUCUCAUUCUGCUGCGCGUUGUCGGAUACAGCCACUGAAGUGGUGGCUCUGGGAUUACCCAAGCUGCGAGAGUUGCGCCUAGCAUUCUGCGGCAGCGCAGUCAGUGACGCCAGCUUGCAGACGAUUGCACUGCACCUACCAGAACUGGAAGGCUUGAGUGUGCGGGGGUGUGUACGAGUAACUGGAAAAGGAGUGGAAGUCUUAGUUAGGGAAUGUACUUGGCUGAGCUGGCUUGACGUGAGCCAAUGUCGGAACCUGGAGGAUUGGCUCCGAAGCGGUGGUCCCAUGCAUUGGAGCUCAGCAGCUCAACUGCAGAGUGGGUGGUCCUCGGACGAAGAGGACGGCACGAGCUUCAGUCCGCCGAGCUUCGGACCCAAGGUGAUGAGUGUUGAUAAGCUCACCAGCACGUCAAGCUUCGCACGGCGCUCGGGGCUAGGAGGAAUGACAAGACGACGUAGACAACCUGUGAAGUUUGUCCUGGAAAAGGGACCUGUUGGGCUGAGAUAG